This is a messenger RNA of Seriola aureovittata, 7178 nucleotides long. Its product is annotated as LIM and calponin homology domains-containing protein 1-like. Gene Ontology annotation, cellular component: stress fiber. Gene Ontology annotation, molecular function: myosin II head/neck binding. Lineage: Eukaryota; Metazoa; Chordata; Actinopteri; Carangiformes; Carangidae. The transcript has 31 exons. The coding region runs from base 365 to 5773 and encodes 1802 amino acids. The record is from RefSeq and is a predicted model, not a curated record. Gene Ontology annotation, biological process: positive regulation of stress fiber assembly; regulation of focal adhesion assembly.
CGCGCGGCAGCAGCGGUGGCUGAGGACAGCAGCAGCAGCAGCAGCGUCAGCCUCACGCAGUUUGGCGGCGCACAAGAAUCGUUAUUUUUAGCGCCUGUUUCGCGUCGCAGCGUCGGGGGUCGCAGCAGGCUUUUUCCUCCCUCUCUGUGCCACAGUUUGAGCAGGACUCGCUGAGAGUAGUGCUGGAGGUCUGAGUGCGCGUGAAGCUGCGGGGUAGUUAACGGUAGGAAGCCAGAAGGAGGAUAACGGACUGACAGAGCGGGGAGGGGAGCAGAGCACCUCCACUCAUCUGAAGGGAGCUUUAACACAUAUCACAGUAUCAUCACAGUCCCACUCUGGUCCUUGGUAAACGGCCUGCCCGGAGAUGGCUAGCCCCGCCGCAGGUCGAGAUGUCCCGAACGCUCCGACGCGGGACGACUCGCUGGAGCCGAGCCAUCCCGAACCAGCCUGUCAGGAAGCACAGAAAUGGAUAGAGGCUGUAACUGGGAAGAGCUUUGGAGACAAGGACUUCCGCAGUGCACUGGAGAACGGCAUCCUGUUAUGCGAGCUGCUGAGUGCAAUCAAACCAGGGUUGGUCAAGAAGAUCAACAGACUGCCCACCCCCAUUGCUGGGCUGGACAACCUGUCAGUCUUCCUGCGGGGCUGUGAGGAGUUGGGCCUGAGGGGCUCCCAGCUGUUUGACCCUGGGGACUUGCAGGACACUUCUAUACGAGCAAACCUCAAGGACUCCGACUGCAACCGCAAACUAAAAAAUGUGCUGAACACAGUGUUCUGGCUGGGGAAGGCUGCCAGCGGCUGCGCCUCCUACACUGGCCCUAAUCUCAACCUCAAGGAGUUUGAAGGGCUUCUUGCUCAAAUGAAGAUGGAGAGUGAUGAAGGAGGUGACAGUCCACAGAAACGCAGUGUUAGAGACAGCGGCUAUGACUGCUGGGACUCUGAGAGGAGUGAGUCUCUUUCCCCUCCACGACACACUCGUGACAACUCCCUUGACAGUCUGGACUCUUUUGGCUCCCGCUCACAGCACAGUCCGUCUCCAGAUGUGGUGAAUCGUGGCAACAGUGACGGGCGAGGCAGUGACUCGGAGGCUGAUGCCCCCAGCAGGAAGCCAGAUGUGCGGAAGGAUGACAUGUUGGCCAGGCGGACCGCCAGCAGUGAAUCCAGAAGCUCCAUCCCCUUCAACCAGUUUCUUCCUAACCGGACCAACGCCAGCUCCUACAUCCCCACUCCACGGCGAAAACCACAUGCAGAGGAGGGAGAGCAGCGGAGUUGCCCUCCAGAGCAGGGCAAAAGAACUGGACUGCACAACAAAACUCCCAAGACUGUCACUUGGGCCUUUGAGAACAAUGGGGAAAAACCAAAACAGGAAGAGGAGAAGGUGACCCAGGAAGUGUUGGAGCAGAGGAGGCUGCAGAAGUUGGAGAAGGCAGGAAUUAAAGUUUUACCUGCUGCUGUUCGCUACAGCAGCCCUCCCAUGAUGGAGGAACAGGAAGUAAGGUCACCGUCUCCAAACAUCAUCCUUCGUUGUGAAAACGACUUUUUGAGCUCUCAGAAAUCUGCCUGGGAUUCCUCCUCUGACGGGGAGGAGGAAGCAGAGGUGCGGAAAGUCCCAGAUGUUCGUAGAGAUGACCUAGCGUCCAGACGAGCUCAUCGCGGCCCUGUUGCUCCCAAUGUGCACCAGUUCCUCCCUCCACCCGUAUGUAGCAUCAAGGACAGAGAGCGGUGGGAGGGCAUUAGACGGGCCUCACAGCAAACACUGCAGAAGACGGAGAUCAGUGAGAAGGAAACAUUCCCUGACAUCAUUACACGCAGAGACAACCCGUUCCUAAACUCUGCCCCUCGCCACAAGGAAGAGGAGGAGGAGGAUGAGGAGGAAGCAGGAGAAGAGGGAAGGGUAAAGGCGAUGCCAAACAAGCAGAAGGAUGACCUGGCUCGUAGGCGGGCACAGAGUAGGCCCCUCCCUCACAGGGAUGGACCAAUGAGCUUUGUUUCUGCCUCCAUGAGCCAGGCAGAUAUGAAGAAGUGGGAGAGACUCAAGAUGACUGAACCCAGUGAGGCUAGCCCGGCACCUGUGUGUCAGGCUUGUCUGGAGAAAAAUUAUGGAAGUCCUUUCAGCGGAUCAGCAAAGGCUCGACGAAGUCAAAGCAAAGUUGUGACCUUUGGGGGCGUGACUGAGAUUGAGCAGCCAAUAGACACAGUCACAUCAAAUGAAGGGGAGGAGACGGAGUUGCUAAGACGACUCCUUUCCAAGGCAACUGUAGCCAUGCCUACAAUUGGCCUGGGCUCCCAGCUUUCAGAGCGGGAACGCAGCCAGGUUGAUGGAGCUGACCUCAGUCAAACUCCCCCUCCUUCUGCUGACCUCCCACCCUGGACCCCUGAGGUUGCUCUGACUCCUGCUGAGCUGGAUGCUCGUUUGGCUCAGUACGAAAAGAGAACAGAGGAGGACGAUGAGGAGGAACAGGAAAGGAUCCCAGAUCUGCAGAAAGACGAUAUGAUGGCAAGGAGGACAGGUGUUUUCCAUAAACAAAGCACUGCUACCACAGUGACUUACAACCGUUUCCUGCCUCUGCCUGGCUCCAAACGCUGCACACAAGAGGAGGACACCACUGAUGCUGCUCCGCGGAACAAAAAGGAAGUGCAGACCGACAGAAACAAGAAACUGAAUGUCAGAGUGGAGCAACAGCAGCCCAGAGUUCACAUGGAAGCACCUCAACCGCAGCCUGACGCAACGGUGAUCCGAUCAACAUCUCACAGCGAAUGUGAAUAUGAGGAUGAUGAGGAUGAGUAUGAUGAAAAUGAGCCUAUGCCGGACGUGGAGAAGGAUGAUAUGAUGGCACGAAGGACCGGGUCUUUUCAAAAACCUGUUGCAGUCAGAACAAAUCAGUCCUUUAAUCAGUUCCUGCCUGUACCUGGAUCAGUUAAAUAUAACAUCAGCCCAGUGUCUGCGAUGAAGCAGCUACACAGCAGACCUAAGUUCGCAGAGAAGAUGGCUUGUGAAAGCAGCAUCGUUACCGUAGCAGCAGAACCUCAGGCCCCGCCUCCUGCAGCCCCAACCAGCCCCAAGUGUGCAGAGCUGAGGGAGAGGCAGGAGGAGGAGGAUGGAAAGCAAGAGGGAGACAUGACAGUCCCUAACACCUCUGUCACAGAUGUGACUGAACCUUGUCCAUCCCUCACCCCUCCACCCAGUCCUGCUGCUGCCCGGGUCUGUAAAGUGGAGGCAGAGUUGGAAAAGCAGAGUGUGGAGGACAUAAUUGAGGAAAGAGAGGAAGAGAGAAAAAGGGAUGUGGAUGAGCAACCACGAAAGAAACCGUUCUGGCUGGAGGACGAUGAUCUACCUCCCAUAAUGAUGAGCCGGCGAGUUGCUUUUAUGUCUGAGGACACAGAGAGUGUGAGUAUGAGUGACAUACUUAACGAGGAAGAGGUGGGACACUUACCUCCACUGAGCCAGUCACGAUAUGAGCGCAUGCAUGAACAGUACAACAGCUUUCAGGAAGAUGAGGACCACUGGCAAAAUGACUUGGCACGCUGGAAGAAUCGCCGUCGCAGCGCGUCACAGGAGCUGAUCAAGAAAGAGGAAGAGAGGAAGAGGAUGGAAAAAAGGAUGAAGCAGGAGGGAAGUGACGGCAACAAGAGGAAAAGCAUUAAGACAUACAAAGAGAUUGUGGAGGAGAAGGAGCGUAGAGAAGCAGAGUUGUGUGAAGCUUACAGGAAUGCAGCGACACCAGAGGAGGCAGCCAUGGUUUUACAGCGUUACGCUCUCCGCUUCACCAUCAGCGACGCAACACUUGACAGCCUAAAACUACCCAGAUCCACCUCAAAACCCAAAUCAGACCUAAAUCGGGUGGACAAAGAGCACAAACACUCAUCACCUAUUCAUGACUCAUCAGAACCUCUGCACAAACCAGAGCCAGCUGCUAUAACAGAACCGAAGCGCUCAAAACCUGAGGAGAUGGAGAGAGAGACCACUGUUCAACAAGAGUCACAAGUUUCCCCAGUCAACAGUCCCCCCACCACAGUCACAAGCUCAGAAAAUAUACCACCUCAGUCAUUAGAACUUGAUGAACCUCAAUCCAAACCCACAGAGUCUCCAACCACAUAUCAGAAACAACCGAUUACAGGAAAUGCACAGCCUCAGACCGAGCACACAGCGUCUCAGAUUGCACAUGUGCAGCCUCACACCACACAGCCACCACACACACUCCCUUCCCCUCCAUCUGUAACCUCCAGACCCGUCCCCCUCCUGGCAGCCAAGCCCUACUGCCAGCCCAGGAGCACACCGUCUGGACACAAACCUGUCAAGAUGGAUGGAUUGGUGCGAGUGAAUGGAGAGGUGACAGAGGAUUUACCUGUUUCCACUACACCUGCCCCCCCUCAGCUCUUGCCACAGGAGAUUAAAGACGUGAGCCCCAAACAGACGGACAAAGACAUUACCCCCAAACAGACGGACAAAGACAUUACCCCCAAACAGACGGACAAAGACAUUACCUCCAAACAGACGGACAAAGACAUUACCCCCAAACAGACGGACAAAGACAUUACCUCCAAACAGACGGACGAAGACAUUACCCCCAAACAGACGGACAAAGACAUUACCUCCAAACAGACGGAGAAAGAUGUUCCCCCUGAGGCGAUGGUGAAACGGCAGGAGACGACAGAGCAUCCACCACCUCUGCAGACAGAGAACUCAACCCUCUCCUCAGGCUCUGCCAUCAGCUCCUUGAUUGGAGGCCGAAACUGUAUCAUCACAACAACUAUUGUUACAGAGCUCACGCAGACUCUGGUGGAGCCUCAUCCCUCGGAUAUCCAAAGCAAUGGACAGGUCAAUGGUACCACAGGUUUGUUUGGGACACCAGUGCAGGAAAAAAAGGCUCAGUCGGCUCCAUCACCCAGCAGCAUGCAAGAAUAUUCUCCCACUGUCACAGAGGGCCUUGAGGAGAGCAGUGUGACUAUUGAGACCCCCAUGUUGAACUUGGCUAAACGUGUUAAUCACUGGGUCUGGGACCCCAAUGAGGAGCGUAAACGCCAGGAAAGGUGGCAACAGGAGCAGGAGCGCCUCCUACAGGAGCAAUACCAGAGAGAACAGGAGAAGCUGAAGAAGGAGUGGGAAAAAGCACAGCUAGAGGUGGAGGAGGAGGAGCGAAAGCACAAUGAAGAGGAGAGACGGAUUCUGGAGGAGACUGUAACACCCCUCAAUCCCACCAGUUUGUUGAACCAGCAGUCUGGUCACACAGACACGACUUCAUCAGCUCCAGAAAGCAACAAGACAGAGCAGACAGAUGUUGCCCUGCAGAAAAACAGCCAAAGCAUCUCCACAGGAAACGAAGAUCAGCAUGAAUCAAAGCUGCAUUUUUUCCAGGAUUCUGUAUGUGAUGGUGAGUCUUCAAAGAAACAGGAACUGUGGAAGACAGCAUCUUUAGACCGCAACCCUCAACUAAACCAGGCACAUGUUGUUAAAAGGUCUGGAUCGCAUGAUGUUGUGACAGGAAAACAGCAGUCCUCCUCCUCCUUACCCUCACCACAGCCUCCUUCACCCAGCAGGUGUGUUAGUGGGAAGAGACUGUGUUCUGGUUGUUCUCAGCCUCUGGGAAAAGGAGCUGCCAUGAUCAUUGAUACACUGGGACUGUUUUUCCACAUACAGUGUUUCAAGUGUGGAGUGUGUGGCGGGCAGCUGGGUGACGCCACUGCAGGGACUGACGUAAGGAUUCGUAAUGGACAUCUGAGCUGUCAUGAGUGCUACAUUGCAACUCGGGGCAGGGGACAGCCCACCACACUAUGAUGACCUGCAUUUGAACUGGAACCCCUCCAUCACCGCUGUAGUCUGUGAUUGGUGGAAAAUGAUUCUGGAACCUUGACUCACAUUCUGGAACACUCUUGGAAUCUCUUCGUAACUUCAGAAUCAUCGUGUUUUUUUUCACAAACAGCUUUAUGGAUGUUGCUGAGAGCAGAACUGGACUGACAUGUGGACUAAAUGGCACAACAUCACAUGCACAUACAGUGUAGUAUGUGCUUCUUAACUGUACACAUGUAAACACUUCUUUUUAUUAUGUGUAGCAUGGACAUAGAAAUCAGUGUGUUUAGGCCUUUGCACAUCCAUAUUUAGCACAAUCAAGACACUAAAAUAAGAAUCUGUACUGUCACAAGCUAAACAUGUUACGCUACAAGCUAAUCACUACUGUCUUUAACACAUCAUGGUUUCACAAUCUUGAUUCAUUAAUCCCUGCUUCUGCACUGAUCACGUGACUCCACUCUCUGAGUGUGUUGUAAACUGGUUUUGGUUGGAUAACUUGAAGUAGCUUGACCAUUAUAAUGCCUUACUCAUCAUCAUACUUUGUCAUUCAUUUUGGGUUUUGUGUUUACAGUUUUGCAUGAAAGAAGAACAUAUAUAAGUUAUUGUGAGUAUUGCUCAGAUGGAUAGUGCAGGUUUGAUGUAGGUUGUUAUCUUCCCAAUGGUUGAACUUUAACUUUCCUCUUGUAUGUUGUACAUCAUCAUGAUAGUUUUGAAGUUUUGGAUAUCUGGCAAACUAACACAAGCUUUUUCUUUAUAUUUCACUUGACAAGAAUGGGAAUGCAUUAUAUUAAGUAAUAAUACUUUGACUUUUAAAUAUUUUCCCUUUAAGAUGUUUUAGCCACUUUUAUUCUCAUAGACUGACUGCAUUUGAAUCAGUGCCUUAUGUAAUGAAUGCGAGGGUUAGCGUACUUUAUGUGCAGGAGUAUUUCCACCCACAGACCUCUGGGUCUUGGCACAUUGUGUGUGUGUGUGUGUGCGUAAUGAGUGUGUGUGCAUGUGUGUAUGAAAUCAUGCAUGUAGGUAUGUAUGCAAAGUGUGAUUUGACUUGAAGCACAGUUCCAUACCAGCAAAAAAAAUGUUAAUAGAUCAGCCGCUCCUGAUGACUGUCUGUUCUCUUCCACCUUUUCCCGUGAGCUAUACCAAUGACACAGUUAUUUGCUGCUUCCCUAUUAAUUACCCCCUGAUAUUAUAUCAGUUCACAAUGUCCUAAAAUCUCUCCUUGUCUGCCUCUAUCACAAGUGUUGCCUCCCCAGAGUCUGAGCUGAAUUCCUCUCUGUGUUAUUGCCUCUAUCUGGACACGUCACAGCGUCUUCAUCACUGAGAGGAAUAGAGCACCUAGUCCAUUGUCUUUUAUAGCAAGUGUAUGUUUAUCAAUAAAAUAUUUUAAAUGGGA